Messenger RNA from Naegleria gruberi, 2090 nucleotides. RefSeq lists its product as uncharacterized. The transcript has a single exon. The record is from RefSeq and is a predicted model, not a curated record. The coding region runs from base 323 to 2050 and encodes 575 amino acids. NCBI's taxonomy places the organism in Eukaryota, Heterolobosea, Eutetramitea, Acrasida, Naegleriidae.
GAAAGAAAUAAUUUGCAUUGAAACCUCCUCUUUGCAAAGAACACAAAUAUAUUCGACAUAACCUGCUGUUCAGCGAUCACACCACUCAAACAAAGAUACCACUUUUUACUCUCGGCAAAGCCCUGAUAAAUCACAAUCACCCAUAUAAUUAAUCAUUCAACCUGUUUAUUUAUAUAUUACUUCUUUGAAAGUAUUCUAUCAACGUUAAAAGUGUGUUAACCUGCCCAUCAUUGUCGAAAUUAUAUUUGGUUCUUUACAAGUAGAGAGAGAAUUCAAUCUUAUUAAACCCAACAACAAACAACUCCACAAAUAAUCUAACAAUAUGCAACAACCUCGUCGUUCGUUAUCAGCAUCUAAUAUUACUAAUUCAUCCAAUAAUAAUAAUAAUAAUACUACGAAUACUAACAAUGGAUCUUCUACUACACCAGUUGUAGAAUCUGUUCACGAUAAGAGAAUUAAUUAUCAUGAGUUGAUGCAAAUGUUAGGCACCGAAAAUUUACAACAUGCUAGUUUAAUGAUGGGAGCUUCUCAUAUGCACCCAAAUACUGUUGAUCCAACAACACCAUUAUCUGCAAAUAGUCAUCACCACUUGGCAUCUUUUGUUCAUCCUAAUGCUACAACUCAAAUGUCCACUACACAAUUACUUUUGGAAGAGUUGAAUAAUGCUGUUGAUCAUACUCAUCAUCAAGCCACUCUUCAAAUGUUAGCCUCUGGUCAAACAAAUAAUGUAGAAUCUAAUAAUACUACAACAAGUACAAGUGGUAAUUCUAUUGUAAAUAAUGCUGCUUUAUUAUCAGCAGCUGCUGGUCAUCAUCCAUAUCAUUACUAUCCAAGUCAAUAUUCUCCAUAUUUAUAUCAUCCUUUGAGUCAUCCAAUUCACCCAAUUCAUUUCUCAAGCCAUACUCCAUUAGCUGCUUUGUACGAUCAAAGCGCUGCUGCUGCUGUACUCUUACAGCAACAACAACAAUUGUUAAAUCAUUCACAUCUCCAACAUUCCCUUCCAACUGCUAGCUCUACAACUACCACCACAGCUCAACAACUCUCACUUAACAAUCCUGCUACAGUCAUCACACAAUCAUCUACAAAUUCUAACAAUAAUACUGUUAGUAAUGUUCAAACUAAUACUGCCACUACAACAAGUCAAAAUGUACAAAAUACCAAUGCAAAUAAUACUGAAGAUGAAGAAAUUGAAGAUGAUAGUGAUUCUAAACCAAUGGAUUGUAAAAAGGAAGGUGAUAAUACUUCAGAAUGUGAAGAGAAUCGUGAAUGGUCAAAUUGUCAUGUUAAUAGAGAUUUUCUUGAUUCUUCAAAUGUUCAAGUUAAUAUUUAUUUAGAAACAAGAGAUUCUGGUCCAAGAAAUGAUUCUAUUGUAGAAAGUGAAUUGUAUAGCUCUAUCAAAUAUGAGAUGAGACAUGAAAUUAAGUGUCUUAAAUUUUUGAACGAAUCUGAUAAUGAUCUCCAACUCUUCUGUCGUGUACAAAUCAUUCACCCAGAUAAUAAGAAUGAAGUUUUAAAGAACGGUAAGACUAUUCUGGGAGGUGUUGUAGAAUCCAACGUUUCAAAGGGAAAUGCUAACGAAAAUAUUGCUUCAACAAGUAUGAAGAUUAAGUUCACAGAUUGUAGUUAUCAUCAUGGUAAUUGUAAAUUUGCUUUCAGAGUUUCCUACUUUAUUGAAUCUGAUUUGGAUAACCCAAUCCUCAUUAAGGAAUCUGCUUCCUUCAAGGUUUUAGCCAGAAAACCAUCUAAGAACAAGACUAAGAAACAAGCUUCCAAAAGAAAGAGAAAGGAAGAAGAAGCUGCAGAAAUUAAUACAGUUACCACAACAACAACACCUCAAUCAAGCCCACAAAAGGUUAAGAUUUCCAGUUUUGAUGACUUUAAACAAGUUACAACAAGUGUUUUUGAUUAUAUUCAAACAAACACAGACGAGCAAAAGAAGAGACAAAUGAUUAAUUAUGUCAUCACCAAAUUGUACUCAGUUGAUCCUAACAUUAUGUUUAGUUUACCGACUGAUGAUGGUGCCAAUGACAUUUUCAAAGGUCUUUUAUAAAAAAAUUAAAAAAAAUACAAAAUUAUAAUUUAUUUAAAAA